Molecule: messenger RNA, 1283 nt
Organism: Salvia splendens (bonfire salvia)
Lineage: Eukaryota; Viridiplantae; Streptophyta; Magnoliopsida; Lamiales; Lamiaceae
Exons: 10
Coding region: 211-1077 (288 amino acids)
Molecular function (GO): RNA-DNA hybrid ribonuclease activity; nucleic acid binding
Source: RefSeq, a predicted model, not a curated record
UCGUUGUCUUUUCUUAAAUCAGCUACAAUUUCAGCUUGCUUAGUCGCAAUCAGUAUAAAUUCCCAGUUCAAGGAAGUAAUUUUGGGGAUGUUGAUUUUUCCCUGUUAGAGAAGCCCAAUUUUUGACUGCGUGUAUCAUUUUGAUUUUGUUGAUAUUAGGGUUUGAGAUUACUUCUUAUGCAUUGUUUGAAGUUUGAGAGCUGCUGGGAAGAUGGGGGAUGAAAAGGAUGCUUUUUAUGUUGUGCGAAAGGGGGGUGUUGUUGGAGUGUAUAAAAGCAUAACUGAUCUUGAAUCGGUUCUUCAAGCUUCUGCAAACGAUACUUCCAUAAGUGUUUUUAAAGGAUAUGGUCUGUCAAAAGAAGCUGGGGACUUUCUCUCAUCUCAUGGACUCAAGAAUGCUAUUUACUGUAUUGAUUCUAGUGACAUGCAAGACGAUCAAGCUCUAUUUGGCCAACUUCUCACUUGCCCUUUUCGGGAACCAAAUUCUUCAAAAGAUAAAUCAGCUAGCAAAAAGCAUGUGGAGAAGAGGUCACAGGAGCUUGUUGUAUCAUCUUCUUUUCCCGUGAAUCCUCAGCUGAAGGAUGCAAAGUUAGAUAAUUUCCUUCAAGUUCCUCCAGUAUCGUCAUAUUGUAGUUCGUGUAUUCUUGAGUUUGAUGGUGCUUCUAAGGGCAACCCUGGGCAAGCUGGUGCUGGGGCUAUACUUCGGUCAGCAGAUGGGAACAUGGUGUUUCGAUUGCGUGAAGGUGUGGGCAUAGCAACCAAUAAUGUAGCUGAAUACAGAGGUUGCAUUUUGGGGUUAAGAUAUGCUCUUACAAAAGGUUACAAACAUAUAUGUGUCCGAGGAGACUCCAAACUUGUUUGCAUGCAGGUUCAAGGUCUAUGGAGAACCAAAACACAGAAUAUGACUGAAUUGUGUAAGAUAGCUAAAGAGCUCAAAAACCAAUUCUUGUCCUUCCAGAUAAUGCAUAUCGAAAGAGAGAGCAACACUGAAGCUGAUGCCCAAGCAAACUGUGGAGUGCAUCUAAAGAUGGGCGAAAUCCAAGUGGAUUGUGACAUGCGAAAUCCUAAUGGAGUGUGACAUGAGAUAACGACCAAGGUCUGCAUGUAGUGGUGAACGUUGAAAUUGUAGAUAAGCCAUUAGGAACUUGUUAGUAGCUGAAAUGUGUGGAGAAGUGGAUUUAGAUGCUAUUUUGCUCUUUUGUGAUUAUUUUGAAUUGAAAUACUAUCUAUUAGCUUAACAGCUGCUGCAUCCUUCUAUAUAUCUCUGUGCAUGUUUUUCACUAA